Messenger RNA from Lutra lutra (Eurasian river otter), 5499 nucleotides. RefSeq names its product contactin associated protein 2 (gene CNTNAP2). The record is from RefSeq and is a predicted model, not a curated record. The transcript is spliced from 25 exons. The coding region runs from base 261 to 4409 and encodes 1382 amino acids. Lineage: Eukaryota; Metazoa; Chordata; Mammalia; Carnivora; Mustelidae.
UAUCUUCCCCCCAGCAUUUCACUGGCUCCCGGAGCGAGAGGCAGGAGCCGCUCGGAGGGAAGAGGAAGGCUGCGCCUCCCCCGCGGCUCCCAGCCCGGCCGAUCUGGAGCCUGCAGGGGUGCGGGGAGAAGAGGACGCAGCGGGAGGGGCCCGGCUCUCUCCCGCGCCGCGCACAGCCCACCUCCCCGGGAGAAGCCCACGGAGAGACGCGCGGCGUCUCCGCCACGAGCUCUCGGAGUCGCGCGACCGGCCCGCCGACGAUGGUGGCGGCUCCGCGAGCCGGCUGCGGGGCAGCGCUGUCGCUCUGGAUGCUCAGCAGCCUCCUCUGCAGAGCCUGGACGGCCCCGGCCGCGUCCCAAAAAUGUGAUGAACCGCUUGUGUCUGGGCUCUCUCAUGGAGCUUUCAGCAGCUCAUCGUCCAUGUCUGGGAGCUAUUCUCCGGGCUACGCCAAGAUCAACAAGCGAGGGGGUGCUGGGGGAUGGUCUCCAUCCGACAGUGACCAUUAUCAAUGGCUUCAGGUUGACUUUGGCAAUCGGAAGCAGAUCAGUGCCAUUGCAACCCAAGGAAGAUACAGCAGCUCAGACUGGGUGACCCAGUACCGCAUGCUGUACAGUGACACUGGGAGAAACUGGAAGCCCUAUCAUCAGGAUGGGAACAUCUGGGCAUUUCCUGGGAACAUCAACUCUGAUAGUGUGGUUCGUCAUGAUUUACAGCAUCCAGUGAUCGCCCGCUAUGUGCGCAUCGUGCCCCUGGACUGGAAUGGAGAAGGCCGCAUUGGGCUCAGAGUUGAGGUCUAUGGCUGUUCUUACUGGGCCGAUGUUAUCAACUUUGAUGGCCACGUUGUGUUGCCAUAUAGAUUCAGAAACAAGAAGAUGAAGACCCUGAAGGAUGUCAUUGCUUUGAAAUUUAAAACCUCUGAAAGUGAAGGGGUGAUCUUGCAUGGGGAAGGACAGCAAGGGGAUUACAUUACCCUGGAACUGAAAAAAGCCAAGCUGGUCUUCAGCUUAAACCUAGGAAGCAAUCAGCUCGGCCCCAUCUACGGCCACACGUCCGUGACGACUGGAAGUCUGCUGGAUGAUCACCACUGGCACUCCGUGGUCAUUGAGCGCCAGGGCCGGAGCAUUAACCUCACCCUGGACAGGGGCGUGCAGCACUUCCGCACCAACGGAGAGUUCGACUACCUGGACCUGGACUACGAGAUAACCUUUGGAGGCAUACCUUUCUCUGGGAAGCCAAGUUCCAGUGGUAGAAAGAACUUCAAAGGCUGCAUGGAAAGCAUUAAUUACAAUGGUAUCAACAUAACUGAUCUCGCAAGAAGGAAGAAACUAGAGCCCUCAAAUGUGGGAAAUUUGAGUUUCUCGUGUGUGGAGCCCUACACAGUGCCUGUCUUUUUCAAUGCUACCAGUUACCUGGAGGUACCAGGACGACCUAACCAGGACCUGUUUUCAGUCAGUUUCCAGUUCAGGACUUGGAACCCAAAUGGUCUCCUGCUUUUCAGUCAGUUUGCAGAUAAUUUGGGCAAUGUGGAGAUUGACCUCACGGAAAGCAAAGUUGGUGUUCACAUCAAUGUCACGCAGACGAAGAUGAGCCAAAUAGAUAUCUCUUCAGGUUCUGGACUGAAUGACGGACAGUGGCAUGAAGUUCGUUUCCUAGCUAAGGAAAAUUUUGCCAUUCUCACCAUCGAUGGGGACGAGGCUUCAGCUGUUCGAACUAAUAGUCCUCUUCAAGUUAAAACUGGCGAGAAGUACUUUUUUGGAGGUUUUCUGAACCAGAUGAAUAACUCCAGUCACUAUGUCCUUCAGCCUUCAUUCCAAGGGUGCAUGCAGCUCAUCCAAGUGGAUGACCAACUGGUGAAUUUAUAUGAAGUGGCACAGAGGAGGCCGGGGAGUUUUGCGAACGUCAGCAUCGACAUGUGCGCCAUUAUAGACAGAAGCAGCGUGUGGUCUCCACACACAGUUGGAAAAAAACCAGCAAGAGAGAGAUUGGUGAGGUGCCAUGUCCAUUGGAAAAGCAUGUCUAAUUCAAGAUUAAUGAUAAUAAGGUGGAGUGAAAUGAAGAGGAAGCCAAAACCUCAUAUGGGCAUAUGUGUGCCCAAUCACUGUGAGCAUGGCGGGAAGUGUUCGCAAACAUGGCACAGCUUCCAGUGCGCUUGUGAGGAGACGGGAUACAGUGGGGCCACCUGCCACAACUCGAUCUAUGAGCCUUCCUGUGAAGCCUACAAACACCUGGGCCAGACGUCCAAUUACUACUGGAUAGAUCCUGAUGGCAGUGGACCUCUGGGGCCUCUGAAAGUCUACUGCAACAUGACAGAGGACAAAGUGUGGACCAUAGUGUCUCACGACUUGCAGAUGCAGACCACGGUGGUGGGCUACAGCCCGGAGAAGUACUCGGUGACACAGCUCGUGUACAGCGCCUCCAUGGACCAGAUCAGCGCCGUCACCAGCAGCGCGGAGCAUUGCGAGCAGUACGUCUCCUAUUUCUGCAAGAUGUCGAGGUUGUUGAACACCCCAGAUGGCAGCCCUUACACCUGGUGGGUUGGCAAAGCCAAUGAGAAGCACUACUACUGGGGCGGCUCCGGGCCUGGCAUUCAGAAGUGCGCCUGCGGCAUCGAGCGGAACUGCACAGACCCCAGAUACUACUGUAACUGUGAUGCGGAUUAUAAGCAGUGGAGGAAGGACGCUGGCUUCUUAUCCUAUAAAGACCACCUGCCAGUAAGCCAGGUGGUAGUUGGAGAUACCGACCGGCAAGGCUCAGAAGCCAAACUGAGCGUGGGCCCCCUGCGUUGUCAAGGAGACAGGAAUUACUGGAAUGCUGCUUCCUUCCCAAAUCCGUCAUCCUACCUGCACUUCUCUACUUUCCAAGGGGAAACUAGUGCCGACAUUUCUUUCUACUUCAAAACGUUAAUCCCCCGGGGAGUGUUUCUGGAAAAUCUGGGCAACACGGAUUUCAUCAAACUGGAGCUGAAAUCUGCCACCGAAGUGUCCUUUUCGUUUGAUGUUGGAAAUGGGCCGGUGGAGAUUGUGGUGCGGUCGCCCUCCCCUCUAAAUGACGACCAGUGGCACCGGGUCACCGCGGAGAGGAAUGUCAAGCAAGCCAGCUUACAGGUGGAUCGGCUGCCGCAGCAGAUCCGCAAGGCACCCACAGAAGGUCACACGCGCCUGGAGCUCUACAGCCAGCUCUUUGUUGGUGGCGCCGGGGGCCAGCAGGGCUUCCUCGGCUGCAUCCGCUCCCUGAGGAUGAACGGGGUGACGCUGGACCUGGAGGAAAGAGCGAAGGUCACGUCCGGCUUCAAAUCCGGCUGCUCGGGCCACUGCACCAGCUACGGGGCCAACUGUGAGAACGGAGGCAGGUGUCUAGAGAAAUACCACGGCUACUCCUGCGACUGCUCACACACGGCCUACGAUGGCACAUUUUGCAACAAGGAUGUUGGCGCAUUUUUUGAAGAGGGGAUGUGGCUACGGUAUAACUUCCAGACAUCGGGGGUCAGCAGCAAAGAAUCGGGCGUCAGGUCAGACAGCUCCCCUGAUCAGCAGAGUGCCCCUGCCGACCUGGCACAUGAGGGGAUCCGCUUCAGCUUCAGUACCUCCAAGGCGCCCUGCAUUCUCCUCUACGUGAGCUCCUUCACGACAGACUUCUUGGCAGUGCUCAUCAAACCCACCGGAAGCUUACAGAUUCGGUACAACCUGGGCGGCACCAGGGAGCCCUACAACAUUGAUGUAGAUCAUAGGAACAUGGCCAAUGGACAACCCCACAGCGUUAACAUCACCCGGCACGAGAGGACCAUAUUUCUCAAGCUCGAUCACUAUCCUUCUGUGAGUUACCAUCUGCCAAGCUCGGCUGACACACUGUUCAAUUCUCCGAAGUCGCUCUUUCUAGGAAAAGUUAUAGAAACAGGGAAGAUCGACCAAGAGAUUCACAAAUACAACACCCCGGGAUUCACUGGGUGCCUCUCCAGGGUCCAGUUCAACCAGAUUGCGCCUCUCAAGGCAGCCUUGAGGCAGACGAACGCCUCAGCCCACGUGCACAUCCAGGGUGAGCUGGUGGAGUCCAACUGCGGAGCCUCCCCGCUGACCCUCUCCCCCAUGUCGUCCGCCACCGACCCCUGGCACCUAGAUCACUUGGAUUCAGCCAGUGCUGAUUUUCCAUAUAAUCCAGGCCAAGGUCAAGCUAUAAGAAAUGGAGUCAACAGAAACUCGGCUAUCAUUGGAGGGGUCAUCGCUGUGGUGAUUUUCACCAUUCUCUGCACCUUGGUCUUCCUCAUUCGCUACAUGUUCCGCCACAAGGGCACCUACCACACCAAUGAAGCAAAGGGAGCAGAGUCUGCAGAGAGCGCCGACGCCGCCAUCAUGAACAACGACCCCAAUUUCACAGAGACCAUUGAUGAGAGCAAAAAGGAAUGGCUCAUCUGAGGGGUGGCUCUUUGGCUAUGGGAGAGGGAAGGGCGAGUUAUUAGGGAGGAGGGAAAGGGACAAAAGCACCCUACUUCAUACUCUUGAGCACAUCCUUAAAAUAUCAGCACAAGUUGGGGGAGGCAAGCAACAGAAAAUUCUGGAGACGGAUUGCCACACAAAAAAAAUACUUUUUAAUAUUUCUUUAUAGCUGAGAUUCCCCUUCUGUAUCAACUCAAAAUAAUACAAAAAAUGCUUUUAGAGUUUAAGAAAUGGUUGAAAUUUGUAGGUAAUACCGUCUUAUUUUGUGUGUGUUUAGAGGUGUUCUAAAAAACCCAUGGUAACAGGGCAAGUUUUCUACAUUUUUAACAGCCCUUAGAAUGUGGAUAUUUUUUCUUGAGAAAAGCUGAUGCUCAUGGCCUCCAGCAUUCUCUUCCUUUUGCAUAUAGUCGAUUUUUAAUGGGCUAUCGUAGUAACUAGUUCGUGUUCAUACAGUAUUUCUUUUCGUGUCCUGUAAAUUGGAAAAGGAAAGAAAGGGGCAAAGAGAACAUAUUAUCUACCAGGUUUCAAAGAGUCCUCAAUCUAUGCCAAUUCUCUGAGAGCUCCCACCUGAAACAGGAAGGAAAGAAGGAAGAGAGCAUGGUCCCUGCUGUGUAACACCAGAACCAACACAACAGAGAGAAGCAUUAAGGACCAGGGAAGUAGUCUUCUGUUGGGAUUGUUGGUGUAUCUUUCAUCAAAUUCUACAAGCCAGUACUGUUCUUGUGUGUAGUCCUAGACCUAUUCACUGUCUGUGACUGUCAGCUAUAAUCCAGUGGUGAUCAGCUGUUACAAAAGAUUUCUCCUCUGCUUUACCUGCAACAUGUUAGGUUAUGUUGUAUGUUUGGGGGGGGCACCUCAAUGGGGAAUUAGAGCCAGAUGUUAAUGAUUUGCUCGCUCUGUUUCUUUUUUAGUUGUAGCAAGAGUAUGGACACUUUCUAGCAAAUGCAUAAAUUAGGUUGCUCUUCUUAAUUUGCUUUAAAUCUCUAGUUUUGAAGCCCCUGUGACAAAAUCCUAGCAGACCAGGUCCUCUGAAUGGACAUACCACAAUAAAGCCAAGUUAUGCUUGCUA